Molecule: messenger RNA, 2961 nt
Organism: Herpailurus yagouaroundi (jaguarundi)
Lineage: Eukaryota; Metazoa; Chordata; Mammalia; Carnivora; Felidae
Gene: TLE7
Product: TLE family member 7
Exons: 10
Coding region: 1369-2928 (519 amino acids)
Biological process (GO): regulation of DNA-templated transcription; negative regulation of canonical Wnt signaling pathway
Cellular component (GO): nucleus; transcription regulator complex
Molecular function (GO): transcription corepressor activity; protein binding
Source: RefSeq, a predicted model, not a curated record
CCGGGAUCUGAUACCAAUGUUCUAUGUGACCAUGGUUUCUGGGUCUCAGGCCCUUGUCAGUGCAGGGUGAGGGCUGGCAACAGAACUCAAGGCUGUUCCCACCCAGAUGGUCCCUGAGGGUUUUCUCUUUGUCUGUAGGUCUGUUACUAUCCAGGGCAGAUGCUCUAUUCUGAUACUAAGGACAAGAGGAAACAGAAAAUAGAUACCUGCAAAGCCUCAUGAAGUCGAAUGGCUCCAUCAACCAGUGGUCCUGAUAUCCUGUAGCCUCAGUGCUCAUAGGUGACUCCAGCCCAGAGCUGCCUGGGCCCAGUGGAAGCCUCAUCAGGACAAAGAGGAGCCAUGGCACUGGAGACCUCUGUCCCCUCACAAAAGCUCUUCUCUUUUUCUGAACUGGAGCUGUGAGCCUGGAAGGGCCAGGAUUAAAUAAAGCCUUUGUCCCUCAGUCCCCAUCAGCAUGUUCUGUCCCUGCAGCACACCCUUCUACCCUGGCCUGUCACAUUGGAAGGGUCCUCAGAGAACAUCUGCUCCUGCCCUGUCCAGGUCAGGAUGGUAAAUUGAGGCUUAGAGGGAAAUAUGGCUGCCCAGCACCCAGCAGGUGAGGGGAUGGCCUGGGGAGAGAGGCCAAGGCAGGACAGGCCUCCAAUGUCAUCUUGGGAACAAGAGGCCCAGCACAGCUACCCCUGGGCUAUCAUCCCUCUCCUCCUGGCAGAGAAUUCUGAGAAGAUGCCUCUGGACUCUUCUGUCCUCUCUGCCUCUGACGUCUGCAUUCUCCCCAGAGUACAACCCCACUCUAUGUGCUAUCCUGUCUCUUGAUAGGGAACUGAGGACACCCUUCCCCUUGCCACAGGCCAGGGUCGACCAAGUGCUGGGGACCAGGAGAUGAGCGAAUCUUGGCCUUCUCCGCAAGUCCCCAGUCUACCGGUUGGGAGAGCUCCCUGCAAGUCCCUUCCCCCAGCUCUGAGGCCAGAAUGCAGCACAGACCACGUGGUCCCCAGCAAAUCCAACUGGUCUCAAGGCUCCCGAGACUCUAGCUCCCCGUCUGAACCUGCUCUGCUGGGCCCUGGCUCCAACUGGCCUCGGGCAGCCAGCGGCCAGAGCCUCCCUCUUGGUCCAGCUCUGCCUGCAACAGCUUGCCAGUCCCCGGGUGGCUCCGGUGAUCCUGCAUUGUGCCUCCAGCCCCUGCCAGCCGCUGAAAUCGCACAGGCACUCAGCACAGGCCCAGCCUCCAGGAAGACCUCGCGCUGCGCGGCCGAUUUUCUCCAGCCCGCCACGGGGAUCAGGACGAACUGGUAACCCCGGGAGCUGUUUGAUGGACUCAUUUCUCAAGCCCAAAACCGGGUGGCUCAGACACUUGAUUGAUCUAAGAACAUGAAUAGAGAGAAGGAGGGGGCCUCGUUUAGUACACUCAGAAUUUAUGAUGAACCAGAGGAGUGGAGGAACGUGCUAGAAAGCUCUGGCAUUUCCUCCCAGCAUGAGCACCAAGCACAGUCCCAAGCAGAGGGGGAGUAUGGGAUGCCUCAGCAGCCCCCGGCUCCCCAGACGUCGCAUGGCCCGCUUUAUCAGGAGACGAGCUCUGGGGCCCCACAACAGUGGGUCCUCCAGCCUCUGGACAGAUCUGAGCUCCAGGCCAGCUGGCUUUCUGAGGCGGAGCCAGAAGUAGCAGCAGAACUGGAUCGCAGCUUCCUGCCAGGACCCGAGUGUGGCCAGCCUUGCCCCUCGCCACCUCCCAGUGAAGAAGUCUGGUCAUUCCUCAGGGCAAUUCCUCCCGUUCCUGAUGAAGUGGUGGUCAGGCAGAGAGCCCCACGGGAGUCCUGGAAGGUUGGCAAUGUCCGCCAUGGAAAGAAGGUCUACGCCAUUGCCAUCAGCGGCUCGACUCACCACGUGUACACGUGUGGGCAUGGCUACAUUAAGGUGUGGGACGAGAGCGCUCUGCAUGCCUGCAACAAAGCCCCACAGGCCCAGCUGGACUUCCAGGACCAUCAGAGCCGUGUCCUCGCCUGCAAGCUGCUGCCUGAUGAGCAGAGCCUGAUCACUGGGGGUCUGUCCCGGAACCUGACUCUUUGGGAUCUGGCACCCACGCCUCGAGUCAGGGCACAGCUGGCCUCCACAGGCCCCAUGUGCUAUUCCCUGGCUCUCUCCUCCAAUGCCCAGAUCUGCUUGGCUUGUUUCAAAGGAUUUGUUGAGAUUUGGGACUUGCAGAACCAAAUCUUGAUCAGGAAGCACGAAGUCCCUGAAUACGGAUCCCGAUGCGUGGACAUCGCAGGCAAUAAGUUCUGGACAGGAGGUGAAGACGCCAGCCUGUAUUCCUGGGAUCUGAGGAACUACCAGAGGGUGCAGGAGCACCAUUUCCGGCAUGAGAUCCUCAGCAUUACCCAUGACCCCAGUGAAGAGUGGGUGCUAGUAGGCUUGAGAAACAGUGACAUCAUAAUCCUACACACGCACCGGAGGGAGAAGUUGAAGAUUUUCUUUAACAAAUACAUCCACCGCCACAACCUCAAGUUUUCCUCCUGUGGGAGCUAUUUUGUGACCACGCUGGAUGAAUCGAUCCAUUGCUUAGCCGUACCUUCUCUACAAAGGCAGAGGAGUCUACAGAUAUCCUGUGUUGUGAUGUGUCCUCUGACAACCAGUAUCUGGUCACAGGCUCCAAGAACAGUGCCACCGUUUACCAGCUCUUGUAUUGAAGGUUGGCAUGCUGUGAUCCUGCUGGCGAAGACCCAGGGAAGGUCAGCAGGUAGAGCAGAUGACCACUUCCAUGCCCUGGAUACCUCCACCUUAACCCUCGAUGGACCGUCAUCUGUCCAUUCCCCCCACCCCUGGCACACGCUCAGCCUGUGCUCUCAGGUUUUUAUGAGAUGGCUUAGGGGUUUUUCCUUUGUUAUUUUUCUACCACUGAUUUCUGGGUUUGGGUGGGGAAACCUGACUUUAUAACUAACAAAAUAGAAAAGCAAAAACCAAAAUGGC